AUGUUGCUCUUCGAGAUUUCCCAGGAGCGGACCUCGAAGGUCUGGACGGGUCAAGUCAUCUCAUGUACCACGGCUCUCUUCCUCAGCGGCUACGUGAUCCAGCAACGCACAGUGGGACAUCUUCGUGCCGCAAUAAGGCCAAAUCCUUCGCCCCAGAUAUACCUCCCCGACCGGUUUAGGCAGGACACCACCGAGCUCGCGGACGGGACAAUUGUCGUGUUGGAUGAGUACAACCGGCCCACCAGGCAGCGAAUUGCUAUUCCUGGGGAACCGGGUGGCCAGAACCGCGCUGUGCAUGAGAGCGAGAAUGGCGAGGCGGCUGUUGAAGUGAAGGAGACCCCGGCAGAGUCAUUGGGCGAGCAGCAGCAACAAAGGGUACUGGCGAUCGAGGAGCUACGGCAGGAGACAGAAAACGCAGAGAGCCAGGAGCAACACCAAGCACAACAGCAGCCACCGGUGGAGACGAAGCCACAGGCGGCUCCGUGGGAGGUGAGGGCUGAGGGCGAGCAGACACCCAGUGACAGCAACGAGCACCCGGGCGAUGACACGAAGAAGCCCGUCAGCAGGGCGGAGAGGAGGCGGCUGAUCAAGGAGGAGAUUAUGAGGCUGUCACAGGCUGAUGAACCUGUGUAUUAUCAGCGCCGACUGUGGUAA
Diaporthe citri is the source of this 654-nucleotide messenger RNA. RefSeq lists its product as uncharacterized. The transcript is spliced from 3 exons. NCBI's taxonomy places the organism in Eukaryota, Fungi, Ascomycota, Sordariomycetes, Diaporthales, Diaporthaceae. The record is from RefSeq and is a predicted model, not a curated record. Bases 1 to 654 code for a protein of 217 amino acids.